AUGGACCACUUCUCUUGCAAGAAUACAAACAAGAUGGCCAGGAGGACCCACGUUGUUGCCGGUCUUGGUUUAAGACCAUGUUGUUUCUUCUGUGUCAUGGAAGAAAAAGACCCUUGUGUUAGAAAAGCAUGGUUAGAGUUAGCCCUGAGAGAUUUGCACAUGACAAGAGACGACACAGAGCUAGCUCUCACACUCAGUUUCAUCUGGAGAUACGCCAUGGCCGACCCGGAAGAUCCCGAGUUACCGUCUCUCGGGAUCUUUGAGUGCAUGACAAAGUUGUUGAUGAAAGGUCUUGAGGAUCUAGAAUGGUUAAGGACUGGUCAAAAUGUGUAUGUUCCUUACUAUGCUGCUCAUAUCAUUGGAUCUUAUACCAUGAAGAAGCCUGAGUUUGCUGUGAAAGCUGUGGAGUCUGGGGUCAUAGCGCCAUUGCUUCAGCUUAUGAGAGGCAAGAUGAGUUGGGUAGAGAAAAGAGUCGUAAUUAGGGCGUUAGGUCACUUGGCGAGCUACGAGAGGACGUUUGAGGCAGUGGCUGCUUACGAGGAUGAAGUGGUGAGACUAGCCAUGGAGAUUGCGGCGACAUGUGUUGAUGUUGUGUAUGAAGAGUUUGUGAGUGUUCAAGAAAGAGAAGGAAGAGUGAAGUAUCACAUUGACUUGCUUACUAGAGGACUUGGAGGGUUAGAGAUGGAAGACCAAAAAGCCGAGGAAUGGGCAAGCCAACUCCAAUGCUGGUCACUUCAUUUACUCAGUUGCUUUGCUUACAAGCAAAGAUCUAUUUCUCUUAUUUGCAACAAAACCUUUCUGAAGAAGCUUAGCCAAAUGUGGGGUGGAUUGGUUAACCACAAUUCUCCUGCAGGUAUCGGACUAAUCCGGAUUAUUUGUUAUAGUAAACUAGGGAGAGGCAAAGUUGCGGAAUCGAGAGAGUUGAUAUUGAGUCUAUGCAAUCUCUCUAGGUCUUCUGAUGAUUGGCAAUACAUGGGUAUAGAUUGCCUUUUGCUUCUCCUCAAAGACCAAGAAACAAGGUACAAAGUCUUAGAGACAUCAUUGUUUUAUUUACUAGACCUAGUUGAGAUUAAAGCUCUUAAUGAUAGACCAAACCUAGGUGAUAGAAUAACUAGGGUUCUUCUAAUGGAUUACAAUACAAAGAAAGGUUUUAUCUACACUCACAAGACUCAAACGGCUUUGAAAGAAUUGUGGAAGACUUUUGUAGAGAGGAGAAGGAGAGAGAGGAGUGAUAAUCAAGAAAAGGUAGCAGAGACAAGUGUUGUUGUGAAUUUGAUUAAGCAGCAAGCAAACCAUUUUCUUCGUGUAGGAGACAUAGAAGGGGCUAUUAAAUGCUACAACGAAGCAAUAGGUUUAUGUCCUUUGAAACUUAGGAGGAAGAGAAUGGUUUUAUAUAGCGAUAGAGGAGAGUGUUUCUUACUUCUUGGAGAAGUUGAUGCGGCCAUAAGUGAAUGCACAAGAGCUCUUUGCUUGUCCGAGCCUGUGAACUCACAUGGUAAGAGUCUUUGGACAAGAUCAAGAGCUUAUGAUAUCAAAGGGCUCUCAAGAGAAAGCUUGAUGGACUGUAUCAUGUUCGUUCAUGUUCGUUGCUCCCGUGGAAAAAUCCCUUACUAUGCUGCUCAAAUGAUCAGCAAACAGAUGGAAGCCACGUGGCUGUUUGAAGAGGCUAGAGCAUCAAGGCUUCGACGGAUGAUGCUCAAGGAGAAAAAUCACUUAACCGGCGUGUUGAAGAUCACAGAAGAACCAGGGAAGAAGAAGGAAGGAAUGAUGAUGCAAAUGAAGAAACCUGAUCCAUUGGAUUGA
This is a messenger RNA of Microthlaspi erraticum, 1803 nucleotides long. The record is from the annotation of a GenBank genome assembly. Lineage: Eukaryota; Viridiplantae; Streptophyta; Magnoliopsida; Brassicales; Brassicaceae.